Molecule: messenger RNA, 1203 nt
Organism: Ipomoea triloba (trilobed morning glory)
Lineage: Eukaryota; Viridiplantae; Streptophyta; Magnoliopsida; Solanales; Convolvulaceae
Product: putative F-box protein At3g10240
Exons: 1
Coding region: 1-1203 (400 amino acids)
Molecular function (GO): protein binding
Source: RefSeq, a predicted model, not a curated record
AUGAAUGCAUCGGAGAAGGCCGCGGGUGUUUCAAUACCUCAAGAAAUUGUGUUCGAGAUCCUCUCCAAACUUCCUGCUAAAACCCUAGUACGAUUAAGGUGCGUUUCAAAACCCUUUUGCGCUCUCAUAGCUGACCAUGGCUUUGGCGUUGUGCAUCGCAGCUUGUCCUUGACCCUUCCCAGUAGGGCGGGCGUUCUCAUCUCUAUCGCGUCUCCCGCCGCCCGUCCCCGUGCAUUUUACACCCUAAAUUUCACCCCCCGCCCCCGGGGAAUGCUCCAAGCCAACCGUGUCGGUUUCCCAGACGCCAAAUCCUUUCUAUGCUCCUCCUCCUCCGACGGCUUGUUUAUUUGUAUGUACAGACCCAAUGGACCCUUCACUGUUUGCAACGUUAGUACGGGACAGCGUAUUUUCCUUCCUAGAUUAAUCCAAUACGAAGAAUGUGAACUACUCAUGGGGUACGAUUCAGAAUCUAAAAGAUACAAGGUUUUGAUGACAGCCUGUCGCGAGAGUAUUUCUAGGGGCGGGCUCAUCCGCUGCGGCUUCGAGUAUAAGCAUUGGGUUUUUACUGUGGGCGUGGAUAAAUCUUGGAGGGAGAUCAACAACUACUGUUCCCGCCCCUUCUUCCCCUUUGAAGGCAAUCGGUACCCUUACUAUUUCAGUACUAAUGUUUAUAUUGACGGCGUUAUCUAUUCCUAUACUGCGUUGACUAAACACAACAUGAUUCCUAGAAACCAUAUAGUAGCAUUUGAAGUUGGGUGUGAGAGUUUUUCUGUUAUAACUUUGCCGGAUAAAGUUUCAUCGUUGUCAUGGUUUUUUCUCAAAAUGUCUGCAUUGCUAGAAGUUGGAGGUCGAUUGGCUAUGGUUCAUGUUAGUGUUCCUGAGCGAGGAGAAGGCCUAUGCUACAUGAAUGUUUGGACUUGGGAGAAAUCUAAAGAAUGUUGGGAGGAGAUUACUAUGACCAUUCCAUUGAAAUGGAGUAGAAUGAUUAACAAUAGUGCUAGAUUGUUGCGUUUUGCUACAAAUCAUGAUGGGGAGAUUGUGUUGUUAUGUAUAUAUAUUAAGAAAUUUUAUAUUUUGGUUUGUAACUUGAGAAGUGAGGCUUGGAGAAAAUUUGAUGUAAGUGGGCUUGAAGACUUUCCACUUGGUAACUCUUUGGAUUUUACUAUGCACAACCUUGUGGACCAUGUGUUUCCCUUGGAGUGA